AUGAGCACCCAGUACCAGCCACCCAACAUCUACCUUGUCGGAGCCCAUUGUACCGGGAAGACGACCCUUGUCGAGGGCCUCCGUACCCACCCCGCGAUCAUUGACGAGCUUGUCCGGAACAUCAUGCGCACGGACGGAUUCACUGCAAGUGAUGUCAGAAAUCCCACCGCGGGGCUGGAGCUUCAAAAGCGCACCAUAAUAGCCCAACACCAAGUGGAAGAAAAGCUAAAAGGCAAAUGGUUCAUUUCAGAUAGAUCAGGAAUCGAUCCUAUCGCGUACGCUGAGGUGUUUCUGGGACAAUCAGCGGCUGAGGAGCUGACAAAACUGAAAGAAUGGCGCGUCCUUCGGGACAAGAUGAAGAAGGCAUGCGUCGUCGUUUGCGAGCCCCAGAACGCGAGCUGGUUAUCGAGCGAUCAUGUCCGCGUGGCAUGUAACGAUGUUGAAGAGUGGCGUUCGAUCGCCGGAGCUUUCCGGACUGCUCUGCAGAGUCAUGGAAUUCCUUAUGUGACUGUCCCGCUUGGAAUGGAAGACUUGGGACAACGAGUGCAAUUUGUUGAAGGCCUUCUCAGGUCCUCUGCCAAGUCGGGGAUGUUUCGGUCGUGA
Molecule: messenger RNA, 603 nt
Organism: Aspergillus aculeatinus CBS 121060
Lineage: Eukaryota; Fungi; Ascomycota; Eurotiomycetes; Eurotiales; Aspergillaceae
Product: ATP/GTP-binding protein
Exons: 1
Coding region: 1-603 (200 amino acids)
Source: RefSeq, a predicted model, not a curated record